CGAUGAUUUCUUCAACUGGAAUUCAUCGGAGGCUAAAGGCCAUGUUAAAGGCUAUCUUUCGGAAUCGUUUGGAAACACCGAAGUGCUCGUGGAUGUGUUCGCCUUGAGCCCGUAUGGCCCAGUGUGUUAUGCCCUGUGUAUCAUUUAUUUCGUGUGUAGCAAGCUAUAACCACACACUGUAACAAAUAAUAUAUACGUGUUUAUUUAUCGCUAUUCGAAUACGCUUGAUUAGCAUAUACGCAAGCAUCUAGCUACGCCUACGUUCCUUCCUACAGCUGAUACGUCGGCAUAGCUUUGUUUUUCCUCUCUAUGAAAUGUCGUGAGCCAUAUUCUCCGCGGCCGAGAGAGUUAUUCGACGCGUGUCUCUACGGGUUUCGAGUAGUGAAUUAUUAUUCGACAAAAUAUUUUUGACACUUCAUUUGGUAUAUUUUGACAGUUGCUUCGUGACAAGAAGCUGCUUGACGCCAUGAUGUUUGAGGGCUUGCUUCCGAAGACUGUUGAUAUUUAGUGGCAAAUCAUGUUGCAGGACGGAAUAUGCGAGACUGAGGAUAUACUAAAUAGUGCACCUCCUAAAAAGACUAUUCAUGCUGAUACUGUUGACUUGUCUGACAAGUCACUGCAGGUGGAUAUUUCAGAUGCGCUCAGUGAAAAAGAUAAAGUUAAAUUUACUGUGCAUACCAAGACUACUUUGCCUGAAUUUCAAAAACCAGAGUUCCUUGUGGUUAGGCAGCAUGAGGAAUUUGUCUGGCUUCAUGAUCGAUUUGAGGAGAACGAAGAGUAUGCUGGGUAUAUUAUUCCACCAGUGCCACCUCGACCUGACUUUGAUGCUUCAAGAGAAAAAUUACAAAAAUUGGGUGAGGGCGAAGGAACAAUGACACGAGAAGAAUUUACAAAAAUGAAACAAGAAUUAGAAGCAGAAUAUCUAGCUACUUUUAAAAAGACAGUAGCAAUGCAUGAAAUGUUCCUUACGAGACUUGCUCAUCACCCAGUGUUUCGAAAUGAUCAUAACCUUAGAGUGUUCCUAGAAUAUGAUCAAGAUCUCUGCGUAAGAGGAAAGAAUAAAAUGGAAAUGUUUGGUGGAUUGGUGAAGUCGUUUUCAAAAACGACAGACGAGUAUUAUCUUUCGGCAACUGUGAAGGAUGUGAAUGAUUUUUUCGAUCAAGAAAUGACAUUUCUACAGCAAUACCAUCAUAAUCUAAAAGAAGCAACAAGUCGUGCUGACCGACAGACAGCAAAACAUAAAGACGUUGCAGAUUCGUACAUAAAAAUAUCAACUAAUUUACUUCAAUUGGCUAUAAUAGAUACUGGAAAAUUGGAAAGGUUUCUCACUAAAAUUGCAGAGACUUUUGAGAAAUUGAGGAAAGUGGAAGGACGCGUAGCGUCAGACGAGGAUCUCAAAUUGUCGGAUACUCUUCGUUAUUACAUGAGAGAUACGGCAGCCGCAAAAAGGCUGCUCUUCCGAAGAUUAAAGGCGUUGCACGCCUACGAAACAGCGAAUCGCACGCUGGAAAAGGCUCGUGCGAAAAAUAAGGAUGUUCACGCGGCUCUGGAGGUUGCAGAGGCCGAACAGGCGCAGACCGAAGCUUGCGAAAAGUUUGAGCAGAUGUCCGACAAGGGCAAAGAAGAACUAACGGAUUUCAAGACGAGACGCGUUGCUGCUUUUAAGAAGAAUCUUAUAGAACUCACAGAACUGGAGAUUAAACACGCCAAGACGCACGCAGAAUUGCUCAAAAAGUGUUUGACGGUCCUUCGAGAAGAGUGAUCGAAGUCUGCCAAUAGUCAUGGCUCUAUCACCAUGCAUCCUCAACAUGCAAAUAACAGUUUAUUUAACGAAUAAUGAUAAUAUAACGAUAUUGUAAAAUAUUAUAUUUUUUGUUAUCGCUAGAUUAGCAGGAUAUCGAAUAAAAAGAUAUUGUAUUAGGGGCCGCGAGGGGUGGUUUGUUCUCCUUCGUAAAACAGCCACAGCAUCGUCUGUUUUUCAAUUUUUUUUUCUUGGAUCUUGUUGUAUCGAUCAAUCUAACAAAUUUAUAAUCUUCUUUCUCUCUAUUAGAAAACUUGUAAUAUCAGUUUUUAUUUACCACCGGUUAUUAGUUUUACAUUAAAGCCUUUCAUUUAGGGGUUCGCAUUUAUCUAAUAUGAUUGAUCGAUUUUAUUGUGCGAUUCUUUAUAUUCUUAUAGCAUAUCAGUCUAUAUAAGUAAACUAUAGAUACUGUUUAUUCUUAGAUAUCAAUUAAUUAUCUAUUGUUAUUUUUUCAAAAUAAUUAUCAUUAUUGAACUAAUUGUUUAUGAUCCCUUGAAGAUUAUUUCCUCGCCAGUUACAAAUCCUAAUGGCGACAGGCUCAAAGGACAUAGAUACGUUAUCUAUACAAUUGUUCCAUUUAUAAGAUACUUGGAUACAAAUAAUUGUCUCCCGUUAUUUCUCGUGAUAAGAAUUAGUAAGUAACAUUGAUAAAGAUUCAUUAACUAUUUUGUUUUGCUCAGAUUAAAUCAUUGUGAUGAUAAAGGAACGAAGCCAGAAGGACAAGAAGGAGCUUCUGGAGAAAAUGAAGGAUAAAUGAAAAUCACCUGAUACUUUAUACGAUUCUUUCAAUUAUUCUUAAUACGUAAUUAACUUUGUAAUUAUAAAUCAUAACACUGAGCCAAACGUCUUUCACGUGCAAUGCAAUCCGCCUAGUUAGGAUCCCCUCAGACCCCUCGCAGGUUGAUAAAUCUUGAAUCUAUAAAGCGUUACAUUUAUAAAGUAAGUCCUUCUAUAUUAUAUAAAUAAAGUAUACGUAUACACAAACGGACAAACGAUAA
This is a messenger RNA of Cephus cinctus (wheat stem sawfly), 2799 nucleotides long. RefSeq names its product sorting nexin-6 (gene Snx6). The transcript is spliced from 11 exons. Bases 518 to 1762 code for a protein of 414 amino acids. The record is from RefSeq and is a predicted model, not a curated record. Gene Ontology annotation, biological process: phagosome-lysosome fusion involved in apoptotic cell clearance. Gene Ontology annotation, molecular function: phosphatidylinositol binding. Lineage: Eukaryota; Metazoa; Arthropoda; Insecta; Hymenoptera; Cephidae.